CUUCUUCAUGUACCCCAGGUUGGGUGGAGAGAUGGACAUUGAUGAUUAAUUGAAGCUUCUUCGGCUACACUGUAAUUCUUGUUACAAAUUUUUAUUUUUUCCUUUUCCAGAUGUAUACUGAUCAGAAGAAAUGCCAGCAGCUGGCGGCGUCUUCUUCGUUUUACCGCAAGAUCUAUUCCGAAAUAGAAGAAAUAGGCUGGGGAAAUCUCGUUAGGUUGGGGGAAGAUUUGACAUCUCUUAGUUUCCGUAUAAUAGACGAGAAGGGAAGAACGCAUAUGGUGGGAAUAGAAUUGGAUAAAGCCUAUCCAAAAUCUCCCCCCUCAGUAUCCGCGGAUGUGCCAAGCAUCUUCAGUUUGCAAUGGUCUCCUCACUCAAAGCUAAGCAAUCUUCUUGAUCAGUUUGGGCAGCAUCUGGACAAGCUUCAACCGUUUUGGUCUACAAUGGAUGAAAUUGACAGCUCCCUUCGGGUUUGUGCUCCUAAACAGACACAGUUUUCCUCAUCGCAUCGCCAAAUAGAUAUAGGUCUGGGUGUUUAAGAACAAGGAGGAUUUGCAUAUUGAAAUCAAGCGUAGGUAUUCUACAUCUUGCUCAAAUUUUUGCUUCUUUUAUUAUAGGCAAUGGUUGCUAUGUCGUUUUGUCUGUAGACCCAGACGACCCUAAAGCUUUGCCAGAGUAGGAGCUCUCUCAACACUUUCAAUACUGCAUUGGAUUCGAGAUAAAGCAUUUGUGGAAAAUGUCAAGAGUUUAUUGAAAAUUCAAUUACCUGAACAUCCCAAUGAACCAAAGAGUGACCAGCUGUGUGAAGAAUGUGGGAUUUGUUAUGCACAAUAUCUCCCAAUUGAUGCCGAGCUAGGAAUCGAUAGUGGGUGUGGAACCGAUAUUACAUGUAAGAAUAACAACUGCCGGAAGGCCUUCCACCGUAUCUGCCUUUUGGAUUGGCUUCGUUCCAUCACAACAACAAGACAGUCAUUUGAUGUUCUGUAUGGGAAUUGUCCCUACUGCUCAUAUCCUGUUUCAGUCAAAACAUUGUAACUUCUUUUUGUCGCACCACCAAAUUUGCAUUCCUCAUUGGUAAUUUGAUUUCCAACAUGCCAACAUGUCUGGGGAGUUGUCUAUGUAUCAAGGAUAUACUCUUGUAGGGAGUAUGUAUUAAUCAAAUUGUGAAGAAACCAAUUCAAUCAAAAGAUCAAUCUUAG
This is a messenger RNA of Cuscuta campestris, 1196 nucleotides long. Lineage: Eukaryota; Viridiplantae; Streptophyta; Magnoliopsida; Solanales; Convolvulaceae. The record is from the annotation of a GenBank genome assembly.